This is a messenger RNA of Vigna radiata var. radiata (mung bean), 914 nucleotides long. RefSeq lists its product as uncharacterized. Gene Ontology annotation, cellular component: endoplasmic reticulum; endoplasmic reticulum-Golgi intermediate compartment; Golgi apparatus. Gene Ontology annotation, biological process: UDP-N-acetylglucosamine biosynthetic process. Bases 112 to 870 code for a protein of 252 amino acids. The transcript has 5 exons. The record is from RefSeq and is a predicted model, not a curated record. NCBI's taxonomy places the organism in Eukaryota, Viridiplantae, Streptophyta, Magnoliopsida, Fabales, Fabaceae. Gene Ontology annotation, molecular function: glucosamine 6-phosphate N-acetyltransferase activity; monosaccharide binding.
UAAUUAAAUAGAGAAGAAAUUAAAGAUUGGUGUGGUGGGAAUCAGAGGAGCAGAUUCGGUUUCAUUAUCUCGCUUCAAUCUUGUAGCAUUGCCCAAGCACAGAGAAUAAAAAUGGCGGCAAUGGGAGUUGCAGCACAAACUCAGUUACAGUUAGAGAAACGCGUGAUAGAGGGUUUCACUUCGAGAUCCAUGGAAUUGAAAUGGGUUAGUCGAAGAAGCAGCAAAAGCGCACAGCUUGAGAAGACGAAGUAUCAGUUGAGACCCCUUUUCCCAAUUUACAUUUCCACUGAUCCACGCCACGUCGAUCCUCUCCGUCUCCGGGACCUCUUCACCGAUUGCAACUACUCUACCCAAAGAUUUCCGACCCAACCCGGACCUGAACCCGUGGACAUCCACAAGCUCCGCAUUGCUCUGUCUCACAGCGCCGUGGUUGUGUCCGUCUUCUGCAACCUCCGCCACGUAAACGGCGUGGUUCCAUAUCACGACAAUUUAUCGUCUUCUUUAAUCGCGGAUUUCUUCACGCCGGCUUCUCCUUCACGUGAUCAAUUGGUCGGGUUUGGCCGAGCCGUUUCUGAUUAUGGCCUCACCGCUUCGAUUUACGAUGUCGUGGUUAUUCCUUCCUUGCAGAGAAUGGGAAUUGGUCGGAUGAUAGUUAAAAAAAUUGCGAGAGUGCUUGCAAAUAGAGACAUAUACGACAUAGCAGCCCUUUGCUCAGAGAAUGAAAGGUUAUUUUUUAAGGCGUGUGGAUUUGGGGACGACAUUUUGAACUCCACUACCAUGAUGUACAGAAGAACUGUUCCAUUAAUAACCCAGGAAGAUUCCUAUUUGCCUGUAUUAUACUUAGCAAGGGGGAGAAAUGUUAGGCACUAGGCAUGAGGGUAUCCCCAAACAGAGUUUUGGUAUAAAAAAGAUUC